UUGUCAUUGGGGUCUCAGGCAAUGCUUUCCUUCUCUUCCACAUUAUCUUCUUUCUAGGGCACAGACCCAGAUUCACUGACCUAACUAUUGGCCUCUUGGCCCUAAACCACCUAGUGAUGCUGCUCACCAAAGGAUUCAUAACUGCAGACAUUUUUACCUCUCAAGCGAGCAGUCACCUCAUAGUCUCCAUUGCUGCUACUGUGAAUUUGACCAGAGAUCACCUUAUGUAUGUCAGUGAAUCCUGCUCUCUUUUGCCCAUGAGUUAUAUUUCCCGGCAAAUAUUUUCCACCUUGUUGACCUUCUGGGAAGUUUUCUUUAUGUGGCUCAUGUCCCUCUCAGGUGGAUACAUAGUGAUUCUCUUGUGCAGACAUAAGAAGCAGUCCCAGCAACUUUGCAGAAUCAAACUUUCUCCGAAAGCAUCACCUGGACAAAGGGCCACUAGAACCAUUCUGCUGCUUAUGUGUUUCUUUGUGGUGAUGACCAGUUUGGACAUUAUGUUUUACUCAAGAAUUGUGUUGAAUAAUCCAAUAUUUUAUUGCAUCCAAAUUCUUAUGGCCCAUAGCUAUGCUGUAGUCAGUCCUUUGGUGUUUAUUACUACUGAAAAAUUUAUCAAUAACUUUCUGAGAUUCAUGUGUGGAAGACAAUAA
Molecule: messenger RNA, 647 nt
Organism: Heterocephalus glaber (naked mole-rat)
Lineage: Eukaryota; Metazoa; Chordata; Mammalia; Rodentia; Bathyergidae
Source: RefSeq, a predicted model, not a curated record